Molecule: messenger RNA, 1283 nt
Organism: Desarmillaria tabescens
Lineage: Eukaryota; Fungi; Basidiomycota; Agaricomycetes; Agaricales; Physalacriaceae
Exons: 12
Source: RefSeq, a predicted model, not a curated record
GCACCCACUCUGUGGUCGAGUACGACCUCCAGCCUUACCAUGUCGAGGCUGUUGUCACACCUCCUGUCUGUCCUAGCAUGACGCCAUCUCCAGACAAAGCUGUUAACGUUGCUACAACCAGUUCUAACACUGGUGUGGUUCCUCAGCCUCAAAGGAUCACGAAGCCAGAGCCCCCUAAGGCCUUCAUUCUAAAUUUGGUCCCCCAAAAAGGCGGCCUCAUCAAGAAGAUGUCCCCAAUAUUAAAUACCCCACAGAAGGCGCAAGCCUCUAUCUUUCGUAACUUGGCUCUGAGGAAGCCUGUGGUCAUGGCCAAAAAGCCUGUGAUCCAAGUUCCUUCAAUCAUGGUCUACGAAGAUGAGGAGCUGGAGGAGGAAGAUGCCAUAGAGAGGAGCAGUGACCCAGCCUCUCACACCACCUUCUUCACCAUCCCCAUCUCAACCGCAAAAAUGAGGAGUGGAGACCCCCUGGUUCUAAAAACAAGAAAGGGCAGGGCACUUCGAAGGGGAAGCCGUUUGCAAGGGCGAAUCUCCAUGCCUGGUUUGGAGAAAGACACCGUGCAUGCCAGGAGGUUCCCCGUUGAGGAAACUGCUCCUGCCGCAUCUGGGUCUGGCAUGCAAGAGGGAGAUAAUUCUGUCGUCGUUGAUGACGUUGUGUAUGCUUGUGCCUUCCACCCCUCAGUGGACCUUCAAUUCCAUGAGCCUAUGUCUCGUCAAGCCCUUGAGCAUCUCAAGCUCUCGGCUCUACCUCCUGCUCUGGCUUCUCUUUCCAAGCCUUCAACUGAAAUGCGCAACGGCCAUCCUGCUGUAUUCCGUGCUCACUCUGAUCUCAGGGCACACAUCCUGCAUGUGCCUAACAUAAGUUUAUUUUCUCUCUCGUCAAGAUUUUCCAUCCCUGCUUUAACUGCAGCUUCUCUGGUUUUCCUGAACUCUGCGAGUUCACUGGGGAAAUUGGAGAAGAAGCCUGCACCAAAUGCAAGACUGGCAGGCAUGGGAAAUGUUCUGCAUGACUCAAUGCCAUGGAUUUCCGUUCAUUAUUUCUUUUCAGCUAUCUUCCUUGAUGCCAAGAUCAGAACCUUCUACAACCUUGCUCACAGCCACAUGGCCGAGCGCAACAAGGUCGUUCAAGAAUUGGUUGACGGUCUCGACUCCAUUGCUUCGCAUGAGGGGGGAACUGCUAUCAUCGACACCUAUGCUGAGGUCUCUGACCUUAUUCGUUCUUUCAUCGUCAAGGUUGGCAAGGAUGCCUCCGAUUCUGGGUCUGAGGGUGGGGCUGACAAUGCUUAA